Messenger RNA from Strongylocentrotus purpuratus (purple sea urchin), 564 nucleotides. Its product is annotated as transient receptor potential cation channel subfamily A member 1. Gene Ontology annotation, biological process: transmembrane transport; monoatomic ion transport. The record is from RefSeq and is a predicted model, not a curated record. The coding region runs from base 64 to 564 and encodes 166 amino acids. Lineage: Eukaryota; Metazoa; Echinodermata; Echinoidea; Camarodonta; Strongylocentrotidae. The transcript is spliced from 5 exons. Gene Ontology annotation, cellular component: membrane. Gene Ontology annotation, molecular function: monoatomic ion channel activity.
UUAUUGCAGGACUGGCAAUGGGAACUAGGUGCAUAUGCAGUUCUCUUAGCCUGGAUUAAUUUCAUGUUUUUCUUGAAAACUGCUUCAUUCUUCGGCAUCUACAUUCUCAUGUUUAUAGAAGUUAUAUCGACUAUGGUAAAAUUUUUGCUUGUUGCUGGAAUCUUUAUUUGCACCUUUGCUGUGGUAUUCUGCAUCCUUAUCAUCAAUCAGACGCAGUAUCACACAUUUGGGGACUCCUUAGUUAAGUCUCUGACCAUGCUUACCGGUGGAAUAGACUUUGAUACAGUCUUUCAUCCCAUGGACUAUUUAUACCAGCCGUCUGCUGCUGAGGACUUCACAAGCGUAGUCUUCUACCCUCACACUACCCAUGUUAUCUUUAUCAUAUUUCUCUUAACCAUGCCGAUGGUCGUCAUGAACCUCCUAACUGGUUUGGCAGUCUAUGAUAUUGCCCGCAUACGGAAAAAGGCCAACACUAUUAAACACACUAUUGAGCUAGCCCUUGACGAGACAAUGGCCUCUGCAGAUUCUUCCACUCCUAAUUCAAUUAAUUCCAUCCCCGCUUAA